Molecule: messenger RNA, 441 nt
Organism: Acanthoscelides obtectus
Lineage: Eukaryota; Metazoa; Arthropoda; Insecta; Coleoptera; Chrysomelidae
Source: the annotation of a GenBank genome assembly
AUGCACGUUUACAAGAAGACCUUGCAAGCUCUCAUCUACCCCAUAAGCAGCACAACUCCCCAUAACUUCGUCCCAUGGACUGCGACCUCUCCGACCUACUGCUACGAGUGCGAAGGGCUUCUGUGGGGAAUAGCGAGGCAAGGGGUCAGGUGUACGGAGUGUGCUGUCAAAUGCCACGAGAAGUGCAAGGAUCUCCUCAACGCUGACUGUCUGCAAAGACAAAAAUGUCUAUCUGCUGAACCAAUGAGCAUCAAACAAAGUCCUUUGUUUAAUGCUCUUAAGAGGUCCGGUUACCGAUUUAAAGUUGCUGACAGUGACCAGCACAUAAUAUCGCAUCUACUCUACAUGGAUGAUUUGAAAACGUACGCUUUAGCGCCUACACAGUUGAAACACAUGCUACAAAUAACAGAACGCAUCACAACCGAUAUAAAAAUGGACUAA